Messenger RNA from Komagataella phaffii GS115, 963 nucleotides. RefSeq names its product 5-phospho-ribosyl-1(alpha)-pyrophosphate synthetase, synthesizes PRPP, which is required for nucleot. The transcript has a single exon. Gene Ontology annotation, cellular component: ribose phosphate diphosphokinase complex; cytoplasm. Gene Ontology annotation, molecular function: magnesium ion binding; ribose phosphate diphosphokinase activity. Lineage: Eukaryota; Fungi; Ascomycota; Pichiomycetes; Pichiales; Pichiaceae. Bases 1 to 963 code for a protein of 320 amino acids. Gene Ontology annotation, biological process: purine nucleotide biosynthetic process; ribonucleoside monophosphate biosynthetic process; regulation of cell size. The record is from RefSeq and is a predicted model, not a curated record.
AUGGCUACAAAUUCUAUCAAACUUCUUGCCAGUGACACCCACUAUGCAUUGGCAGAGUUGGUCUCCAAGAGAUUAGGCACACCACUUACGAAUGUUGCCAUUAAAAGAGAUUCCAACAAGGAAGUCUCCUUCUCAAUAGGUGAAUCUAUCAGAGACGAGGAUAUUUUCAUCAUAAUGCAAAUUGGUUCUGGUAUUGUCAAUGAUAAGGUCAUCGAAUUAUUGAUUAUGAUUAACGCCUGUAAAACAGCUUCAGCAAGAAGAAUCACGGCGAUAUUGCCAAACUUUCCUUAUGCCAGGCAGGAUAGGAAAGACAAAUCACGAGCUCCUAUUACCGCUAAACUGAUGGCUGAUAUGUUGACUACGGCAGGGUGUGACCAUGUGGUGACCAUGGAUCUCCAUGCCUCUCAAAUCCAAGGGUUCUUUGAUAUUCCUGUUGAUAACCUUUAUGCUGAGCCAAGUGUGGUGAAGUAUAUUCGUGAAACUGUCAAUAUCGAUGAAGCCAUUAUAAUUUCUCCUGACGCUGGAGGAGCAAAAAGAGCUGCAGGCUUAGCUGAUCGAUUGGACUUGAACUUUGCCCUGAUACACAAAGAAAGAGCCCGCGCCAAUGAAGUUUCACGAAUGGUAUUGGUUGGUGAUGUCACGGAUAAAGUUUGCAUCAUUGUAGAUGAUAUGGCCGAUACUUGUGGAACUUUAGCUAAAGCUGCUGAGGUUCUACUAGACAAUGGAGCUAAGAAGGUUAUUGCUAUUGUCACGCAUGGGAUUCUAUCUGGAAAUGCCAUCAAGAAUAUUAACAACUCUAACCUAGACAGAGUGGUUUGUACGAACACAGUUCCCUUUGAAGAGAAAUUACCACAGUGCCCCAGAUUGGAUACCAUUGAUAUCAGCGGAGUUUUAGCUGAGAGUAUCAGAAGGUUGCACAACGGAGAGAGUAUUUCCUACUUGUUUAGAAAUGCUACUUUGUAA